GCGUGGAGUCAGUCGUCUUUGGUCUGCGAGAGCGCGCUGUUGCACCAAGCAGCUCCGCCAACCUCAGCCAGCACGGAGCGAUGGCACUACUGUCGAGAAGAGGCGCGAUGAGCGCAGCGCUGCUGCUCUGCUAUCUAGCGGCGGUUGUGGAACCACGAGCAACGUCUCUCAAACAAGCCCAAGAAACUAAAAAACCUUACACCCUCGAAGAAAUAACGGGCAGAGUUUUUACCGCCAGAGGAUUUAACGGCACGUGGAUUUCAGGUUCAGAAUUUUAUUUCACUUCUGGAUCAACGGGCGACAUCUACAGAUAUGACGUUUCAGAAGACAGCACGUCUCUCCUUCUAGCCCAUGACAUUUUGGAAGCCAGAUCAGCGAGCUUACAGAGUGUUUCUGCUGACGGAAAGAACUUUCUUCUCAGCUAUGGCAGGAAGCCGGGCUUCAGACACUCGUCGUUGUCGAGUUUCGUCGUCUACAACAAUGAAACAAGGGAGCUGUACCCGGUGGGCGGAGGGCAGCCGCUCUCGCUGGCGCAGUGGGGGCCCGCGGGCAGCGCCCUGGCCUUCGUGCGGGGCAACGACCUGCACUACAAGCCGUCCUACGACGGCGCGGAGGUGCGCCUCACCUCGUCCGGCGUCGAGGGCGUCGUGUACAACGGCGUGGCCGACUGGGUCUACGAGGAGGAGGUCCUGGCCACGUCUUCGGCGCUGUGGUUCUCUCCGGGCGGCUCCAGCCUCGCCUACGUCACCUUCAACGACUCGCACGUCAAGGAGAUGACCUACGACGUGUACGGGACCCCGGGCAGCCUGGGCGGCCAGUACCCUGAGCUCGUGAGCCUCCGCUACCCCAAGGCCGGCUCGCCGAACCCCUCCGUCAGUCUGCGCGUGAUCGGCCUCCAGGGACUGACGGCGCAGGACGCGGUGGGGCCAGAGGUGCUGCUGCCGGCGCCCGUCGACGUCGUCUCCGACGAUCACAUCAUCUUCAGCGUGACGUGGGCCACCGAGAAGAAGGUUGUAGCCGUGUGGACCAACAGGAGGCAGAACGAAUCAGCGACGACGGCCUACGACUUGGGAGACGACCUAAGUUUGUCUUCUGUCUCCCAGCUUCACCACAAGAUCGAGCCACAGGGCUGGGUGAGCCCCGCCGCGCUGCAGUUCGACCCCAGCGGCGGGUCGUACGUGACGGUGCUGAGCCAGCCGCAGGGGGGGCAGCUGGGCGACUUCAACCACGUGACCCUGGUGAGGGACGGCGUCGAGACGCCCCUCACGUCGGGCGCCUACGUCGUCGUCAGCGUCUACGGCUGGGAUGCCGCCACCGGCAACAUAUACUUCUUGGCGACGGGCCGGAACUCGUCCACCCAGAGGCACGUGUAUGCAGUGUCCCAGGAUGGCUCAAGUGACACCUGCCUGUCCUGCUCGGUGCGAACCCCAGAAGGCAAUCCUUGCGCCUAUGCCUCCGCGUCCUUCAGCAAGGACUUCUCUCACUACGCCCUGGUCUGCUCCGGCCCAGACCCCGCCUUCGCCGAGGUGUACAAGGCGACAGGGCUGGAUGCGCAGCCACUGCUGUGGGAGGACAACGAGGCGUACCGGAGGAACGUGUCGUCGCGGAGCUACCCGGAGCUGUACACCACCCAGGUGCCGGUGGACGGUGGGUUCACCGCCACGGCGAGGCUGUGGCUGCCGCCAGGCCUGGACCGCAGCGGCGCCACCAAGUACCCGCUGCUCGUGUUUGUGUACGGCGGGCCCGGCUCCAAGCAGAUAACUGACGCCUUCACGCUGAGCUUCGGCACGUACCUGGCGACGAACCGCAGCGUCAUCUACGGCCUCGUCGACGGGCGCGGCUCGGGUCUGCGCGGCAACAAACUGCUGUUCCAGCUGAACAACCGGCUGGGCACCGUCGAGAUCCAGGACCAGAUCUCCGUCACCAGGUUUCUGCAGGAGACUCUCCCAUACGUGGACGCGGAGCGCACGGGCAUCUGGGGCUGGAGCUACGGCGGCUACGCCACGGCCAUGGCGCUGGCCAGGGACACAGGGGGCGUGUUCCAGUGCGGCGCGUCCGUGGCACCCGUCACCAGCUGGAUAUACUACGACUCAAUCUACACGGAGCGCUUCAUGGGGCUGCCGACGGCCGAGGACAACGCGGCCGGCUACGACGAGGCGGACGUCAACCGGCGGGCGGAGAACUUCAGGGACAAGGGGUUCCUCCUGCUGCACGGCACGGCGGACGACAACGUGCACUACCAGCACUCCAUGGCGCUGUCCAGGAGCCUCGAGCUGAAGGACAUUCUCUUCUCUGAAGUGAGCUACCCGGACGAGAACCACAGCAUAGGGACCUUUCCCUUCCACGUUUAUCUCACAAUGGACAACUUUUGGAAGAAAUGCUUCAAGUGAACCUCGCCACCGAUGUUUGUAAAUUUGCUUGAUAAAUAUUUAAUGGAUACAAA
This is a messenger RNA of Bacillus rossius redtenbacheri, 2443 nucleotides long. RefSeq names its product venom dipeptidyl peptidase 4-like. The coding region runs from base 81 to 2390 and encodes 769 amino acids. NCBI's taxonomy places the organism in Eukaryota, Metazoa, Arthropoda, Insecta, Phasmatodea, Bacillidae. Gene Ontology annotation, cellular component: plasma membrane. The transcript is spliced from 16 exons. Gene Ontology annotation, molecular function: serine-type peptidase activity; dipeptidyl-peptidase activity. Gene Ontology annotation, biological process: proteolysis. The record is from RefSeq and is a predicted model, not a curated record.